CUGCCGUUGCUGGGCAGCUCUAGGACGGAUUGGGACACCACAACAAACAAGACCCUGGCCCAGUCAACACCAUUGUCGCCGCCACCUUCUACCGCCGCACCACUACCGCACUGCAUACUUUUUGCUUGAAUACCAGCUGCUUUGCGCAUUUUGAACCACGGCUCUGUUGCGACACAAAGUACCAUGGCCCAUGAUCCGGGCCUUUUCUCCGUCCGCCGCCAGACUCUGGCGCCCAUGAACAACAACAUCACAUCGAUCCCCAUGCCCUCGUCCGCCAUGAAGCGCCAAAGCUCUGUCAACGGAAUGCAGCAGAUGGGCGCGCCUUUCACCGCAAACCACGCGCGAUCGCAGUCCGGCUCCCGAAUGUCGCUCGCGCCGGGUCGCCCGAGCCAGCCCGUUUUCCAGCGCUCCUCGUCUGGAACGAAUCUCGCUGAGCAGGGUCUCCACUCGGCACAUCGCAAUUCCACAAGUAACAUGUUUGGCGCAAGCAGCACUGGAGCCAGAAAGAGUUUUGCGCCGGGCGCGUCCAUCUUCCAGGCGACACCUGCGCCCCCACCCAAAUUCCAGCAAGAAUCACAGAGACGAAGUAGUGUUUUCAAAUCGCGAACCUCUCAAGUGCCUGGGCAGAGCGGCAUUAAGCAAUCGUUCUUUCAGACGGCACCACAACCAUCCGGCGUUCCAAACGAUCCCCGCCGGUUGAAGGAUGCUAGCACGCGGCAACAGCUGGCCGCUGAGCUGCUGGAAUACCUCACGCUUAAUAACUUUGAGAUGGAGUCUAAGCAUGUGCUUUCACCAAAAUGCAUGUCUUCGCCCACACAGAAAGACUUUGUCAGCAUGUUCCAAUGGCUUUACCACCGCAUCGACCCUUCAUACCGCUUUCAAAAAUCGAUCGACGCAGAAGUGCCAGUGCUGCUCAAACAGCUGCGAUACCCUUAUGAGAAGUCUAUCAUGAAGUCACAACUCGCAGCCGUUGGCGGCAACAAUUGGCCCACAUUUCUGGGACUGCUCCACUGGAUGAUGCAGCUAUCCAAGAUGAUCAACGCCUAUGAACAAGGCUCCUACGAUGAUGCGUGUUUUGCCAGUGGCCACGAUGUCUCAGGAGACCGAAUCAUCUUCGAUUUCUUGUCCGACGCAUACGCCACAUGGCUUUCUGCUGAGGACGUCGAGGAAGGAGGAGACGAAGAGGAAGCCCAGCGGAAGAUCAUCGAACCACACAUACAGAACAUGGCUCGCAAGUUUGACGAAUCCAACGCCCAGCAUGUCGAGGAGGUCAAGUUACUGGAAGCAGAGCACAAAGCGCUCCAGGAUCAAAUCGACAAGCUCUCCGAGGCUGGUCCCCGGAUCCAAGAACUGACACUCCAGAUCAAGACUCUUGAGGACGAUCGAUCUAAGUUUGAAGCCUACAACAACUCUCUCGACCAACGCGUUCAGAAGUAUACGGAUCGGAGUACUCUCCUUCAACAAGAAAUAGAAAAGACUGAAGGCGAGCUGAAGGCGUCAGAGGAAGAGCGACAGGAAUUGCAAGCCAUUAUCGAUGGACGCGGCAUGACUAUCGCCGACAUCGAUCGCAUGUCUUCUGAGAAGGAGCGUCUUGACACGUCUCUCCAAGCAGCCUCCGCUCGUGUCGAGGAGUCCAAGAAGCGGGUUGCAGAGAAGGAACUCGCCGCAUCCCGCAAACUCGACGAGCUAGAGCAUACCAUUGAGCGAUUCAACAACCUAGGUUACCAGAUCGGCGUGAUCCCGUCAACUGCCGCGAACGCGAAGGGCCUUGAAUAUGAGCUCGUUCUCACCAUCAACGACGGGCCAAACUUCUCCGGUAGCCAGAUGGGCUCCUCAGCGCGAGAAGCGUCGGACCGUCUGCUCGCAGACAGUGGUACAGGGUACUCGCCACACCACCUUCUGAACUUGGACGUGCGAGGCACCAUCAAACAAAAUAUCAUCAGCCUUCGCAAGGAUAUCGCUGAGCGCCGCAACUCAGCGCUCGAAGCCGACAUGUGCAACCACGACAUGCUCGACAAAGUGAAGGAAGCCAUCGACGACAAACAGGCCGAGGUCGAGGCACUAGGGCACCGCGUCGCGCAGGCUGAAGAGGAGCUCGAGAAGCUGCGCGAGAUUACCAGCACGCAAAAGACGGCGUCUGACGCGCAGAUUGAGAAGAUGGAGAAGGAGCUGGGGAGAAUGCGGAGCGGGCUCGGCGAGAGCGUGCAGCUGAUGGUGCAGAGGGAGAUGGCGGUCAACAUCGAAUAUGAGCAAUUGCAAUUGCGGGCUAAUACCCUGCGCGAGGAACUGCACACGGAAAUUGAGCGCAUGCUUGAUGAUAUCGUGCGCUUCAAGCUGCAUAUUCAGAAGAGCCUGGAGGAGUACGAGCAGUUCAUCGCUGAUGAGGUGGAGAGGAGCUGUCAGGAGGAGGACCAGCUCGGCGACGUCGAGGACGCGGACGAGAUGUAGUGCGCGCGUACUGCACCAUUGACGUUUGAUGAUGCAUAAUGCGGGGUCUUGGUUAAUACGGUUUAUGACGGACGGCGUUUUAGAGUGUGUGUUUGGGAUGCCUCUGCUCUGUUGUUGUUGAUUAUGGCGGUGCGGUGCGGAAGGGUUGGGC
Paraphaeosphaeria sporulosa is the source of this 2599-nucleotide messenger RNA. RefSeq lists its product as uncharacterized. Gene Ontology annotation, biological process: attachment of mitotic spindle microtubules to kinetochore. The record is from RefSeq and is a predicted model, not a curated record. The transcript is spliced from 3 exons. Gene Ontology annotation, cellular component: Ndc80 complex. Bases 184 to 2448 code for a protein of 754 amino acids. Lineage: Eukaryota; Fungi; Ascomycota; Dothideomycetes; Pleosporales; Didymosphaeriaceae.